This is a messenger RNA of Cylas formicarius (sweet potato weevil), 1525 nucleotides long. Its product is annotated as serine protease snake-like. Gene Ontology annotation, biological process: proteolysis. The transcript has 8 exons. NCBI's taxonomy places the organism in Eukaryota, Metazoa, Arthropoda, Insecta, Coleoptera, Brentidae. The record is from RefSeq and is a predicted model, not a curated record. The coding region runs from base 219 to 1454 and encodes 411 amino acids. Gene Ontology annotation, molecular function: serine-type endopeptidase activity.
UCAUGUUUACUGCCGACGGCGUUGUCUGCAAUUUGGUUUCAUUGAGAUUCAAAUGAAGUGGUUCAGAUCCGCUACGGUAUUUUUCAGUUUUAGUUUGCAAUUCGAAGUGUGUGAAAAACGAGUUAAAAAGGUCCAAUGUUCUGGGAUUUCAGUACUGUUAAAAUUCUUUCAGUAGCGUUUGAACAGCGAUGACAGUGUUUUGAAAUUAAUAUCCGAAAAUGGCAAUUAGCUGUUCGAGUUACGUUGUCUUCUUUGCGUUGUUAGUGGUUACGUUUAUCGAUAAAAUGGGUUUAUGUUUAGAAGUCGACGAAGAAUGCGUUUUUGACGCCACCAAUGAACGCGGAAUAUGCAAAAUAUCUCACGAUUGCCCAGAGGUCGAAGAACUAGCCAAAAGGGGGAUUCAACCAUCAAUUUGUGGAUUUUACCAGUUAACAGUACCCAUCGUGUGUUGUGAAAAUAAGAACUACAACAGUCCACCACAUGUGGUGAACGAUCACGUGAUUUACAACCCAGAUCAAGAUACAAUCGCAUUCCCGGAAGAUACGCCGAAUCUGCAGCAAAAUUCGUCACCUGCAGAAUCGUUACGAAAAAGCGAGCAAAAAUGCAUCGAAUACACAAAACCAGUGACUGAUGUCGUCCACGCAAUUCCCUUGGUAACGCAUAUUGAACCAAUCACCAUCAACGUGGAAAAAUGCGAAUAUAAUAGUGUAGCCCUCAUCGUUGGAGGAACCCCUGCUUCUGCUGCGGAAUUUCCUUUCAUGGCUGCAUUGGGUUUCCUGUCUGAUGCGUCAAACAUCGAAUGGAAAUGCGGGGCGACCUUAAUAAGUGAAAGAUUUCUUUUGACGGCCGCACAUUGUUCAUUUUCUAGAGAUGCAGACGCCCCCAAAAUUAUAAGACUUGGAGAGUUGGAUUUCUCAAGAUCAGACGAUUCGGAACAUGUUGAUUACGACAUUCAGCAAAUUAUAGUGCAUCCUAAUUAUCGGUACCCACAAAAAUAUCACGACAUCGCAUUAGUUCAGUCCACCAGAACCAUUAAAUUUACCAAAUACAUUCGACCCGCAUGUCUUUACACCAAAAUCGAUGUAGGUCAAAAUAGUUUAAUCGCUACCGGAUGGGGUAAGACAGAUUUUGCCGCAGAUAACAGCGAUAAACUUUUGAAAGUGACCUUAAGGUUGUAUAGCAACGACGAAUGCAUAAGAACUUACAGAACCAACAAAUAUAUACCCCUCGGGAUCCAAUCUAACAUGUUAUGCGCUGGCGAUCUCAGAGGUGGAAGGGAUACCUGCCAGGGCGAUUCUGGUGGUCCUCUCCUCAUUACACAAAAAGAGAACCAAUGCAAAUUUUACGUAAUUGGAGUGACAUCGUUCGGGAAAUCUUGCGGGCAAGUCCAAACACCAGCUGUAUACACCAAAGUGUCAGAAUAUGUUCAAUGGAUUGAAGAUCAAAUAUGGUAGAAUAUAAUUUUAAUGUGUAUUUAUGAUGUAAAAGGUUUGGUUUUAAUUAUAUGCGCCAAUCUAUUUUGAAA